Molecule: messenger RNA, 957 nt
Organism: Oryzias melastigma (Indian medaka)
Lineage: Eukaryota; Metazoa; Chordata; Actinopteri; Beloniformes; Adrianichthyidae
Product: phosphatidylinositol transfer protein alpha isoform
Biological process (GO): phospholipid transport
Cellular component (GO): cytoplasm
Molecular function (GO): phosphatidylcholine binding; phosphatidylcholine intramembrane carrier activity; phosphatidylinositol transfer activity
Source: RefSeq, a predicted model, not a curated record
AACGAGUAUAUGAAAGACAACUUCCUGAUCAAGAUUGAGACAUGGCACAAACCUGACAUGGGACACCAGGAAAACGUACACGGUUUGGAUGCAGAAACUUGGAAGAAGGUGGAUGUAGUCUAUAUUGACAUUGCAGACAGAAGUCAAGUAGAGCCAAAGGACUACAAGCCAGAAGAGGAUCCCUGCAAAUAUAAGUCAGCAAAGACAGGCCGAGGGCCUCUUGGACCAGACUGGAAGAAGGAGCUUCCUAACAAGAAAGACUGCCCUCACAUGUGUGCCUACAAACUGGUCACUGUCAAAUUCAAGUGGUGGGGCCUGCAAAAUAAAGUGGAGAACUUCAUUCAAAAGCAAGAGAAGCGCUUGUUCACUAAUUUCCACCGUCAGCUGUUCUGCUGGAUCGACAAAUGGAUCGAACUGAACAUGGAAGACAUCCGCCGCAUGGAGGAGGAGACACGCAAGGAGCUAGACGAGAUGAGAGUAAAAGACCCGGUGAAAGGGAUGGUGGCUUUAGAGGACUGAGGUUGUGUUGGACUGUGAACGCUGCUGCAGAUCAGGUGAGUGGAGUUGUUUUUCUCAGCCAGAACCGGCUCCAGAAAAGUUCAGCUGGGGAGCUGUUGCUCGUUUUGGGGGGCAUAGUCAUCACACGUCAGCUCUAAGGUCAUCUGGACUCGACAAGUGAACUGCUGUUGUUGUGAGUGAGGGACUCUCCAAAAGAGCAGAAUGGAGAGGCGGAGCUAAUGUGCUCGUUGUCAUGGCGCUUUGGUGCACUUGCCUCACUGAUGCUGAAGCAGUUUCAUUAGUUUCAUUACCCACGUUUUAAAUAACACUAGUGCUGCUACUGCCAUGAAGUGGUGGAAACUGCAAAAUAGCAGAGUGGAGAGGCGGAGCUAAUAUGCUCAUUGCAGCAGCGCUUUGCUGCACUUGCCUUGCUGAUGCUGAAGUAGUUUCAGUAAUUUC